AAUAAGUACUCGGCUCCCGGCAGCGUCGCCGUCAUGGGGAAGGACUACUACAAGAUUUUGGGCAUCCAGUCCUGCGCCAACGAGGAUGAAAUCAAGAAAGCCUACCGGAAAAUGGCCCUGAAGUAUCACCCCGAUAAGAAUAAAGACCCCAGCGCCGAGGAGAAGUUCAAGGAGAUUGCGGAGGCUUACGAUGUCCUGAGCGACCCCAAGAAACGAGCCGUUUACGACCAGACGGGGAGGAAAGGUCUCAAAACUGGAGGUGGCUCCUCAGGCGGCUCAGGGAACACUUUCCACUACACCUUCCAUGGAGACCCCCAUGCCACCUUCGCCUCCUUCUUCGGGGGCUCCAACCCCUUCGACAUCUUCUUCGCCAGCAGCCGCUCCCGGAUGUUCAACGGCUUCGACCAGGAGGGGGCCGCCCCCCGGGACAACACCCCCGCCGACAUCGUCUUCAUCCUCAAGGACAAGCCCCACUCGCACUUCAAGAGGGAUGGGACGAAUGUGAUCUACACGGCAAACAUCAGUCUUAAAGAG
Messenger RNA from Mesitornis unicolor (brown roatelo), 534 nucleotides. Its product is annotated as dnaJ homolog subfamily B member 5-like. The record is from RefSeq and is a predicted model, not a curated record. Gene Ontology annotation, biological process: negative regulation of transcription by RNA polymerase II. The transcript is spliced from 3 exons. Gene Ontology annotation, cellular component: cytosol. The annotation marks the transcript as partial. Gene Ontology annotation, molecular function: protein-folding chaperone binding. Lineage: Eukaryota; Metazoa; Chordata; Aves; Mesitornithiformes; Mesitornithidae.